UCAGACGGUUGAUACAGCUUAUGACCUAACCGAGGUUGAAGCAUUGAUAAAGCUGGUUAAAGAACGAAGAACAAGCUCGGAGUGCAAACUACUAACAAAUCAGUUAUCAACAUUUGCUGCGAGGAUAAGAGAAAACGAAGAAUAUUUAGAGGACCCAGUUACAAGGUUUAAAUUUUUGAAGUUGCUUCACAUCGAAGUUCGAGAAAACUGUGGUUUAGUUUCUGCAUUACACUUUGAUAAGGUUGGAUUCCGAGCAAACGAAUUGGAGAGCGUAGUUAAGGUUUUAAUCGACAUGAUGGAGUCCUACAAUUUAUCAUUAGAAGAUCUUUCAGAGACAUUUCAACCUGACGAAUCCAUAUAUAUUGCUGAAUUUAUAAACUCCUUAGAUGUUACAGACAAGAUGAAGCUAAAAUACAUGGACAUUUUUCUUGAAAAUAUUGAUGACGAUAUCUUAUCCGAGGCAGAAGAGGAUCAUUAUUAUGAAGUUUCGGACCUUCAAUGGGAUCUUCGCAAUAAUGUGGACUUUCAAAAGAUUUGUAUCUCACAUACAGAAACACAAGGAACUAAAAGUUGUAGAAUUGAAAGAAGAUUUUAUGAAAACUUAUACAUUGAAGUCCUCUCAGAAGACCCAAUGGCUACUCUAUAUCAUAAUUUUUUGACUGACUUUGAGCUGAAUAUCGCCAGUGAGGAAGUAAAAAAGAACAAGUUUGAAAAGGGCUCGGUAAGAUCAGGCGAAGUCGAUUUCAGAGAUCAAAUUAAUGAGGUUGAGGACAGUCCUUUUUUCGACAAUGUUCACCAGAGAAUAAAUCGAGUUACAGGACUUAAUUCUGGCGACGCAGUCAUGGAAAUCUUCAAAUAUAGGUUAGGUGGGGCCCACACUCCCCAUACAGAUUUCUACAAUGAGGAUUACAUUAGGAAGGAAGUGAAACUAGGGAAUAGAGUUGCAAUAGCCAUGAUCUUUCUAAGAGAAACAAUAAAAGGUGGAGGCUUUGCCAUGCCCAGGCUAACUGUUUAUGUUGCUCCAACACCAGGCACUCUUCUAGUCUGGUAUAAUGUGGAUAAAAUGGGUAGAAAUGAUGAGGAUACAGUACAUGGUGGUUGCCCUGUAUACCAGGGAACUAAGAUGAUUGCUAUUACUGAAUACAAAGCCCUCCUACAACAAGAUGUCUGCCCAAUAAAUGAAGAAUAAAGAAUAAUUGAUUUUUAUUGAUUAAUUCAUAUAUUAAAACAAAAUAAAAUAUGUUUGCUUGUG
This is a messenger RNA of Eurytemora carolleeae, 1252 nucleotides long. Its product is annotated as prolyl 4-hydroxylase subunit alpha-2. Lineage: Eukaryota; Metazoa; Arthropoda; Copepoda; Calanoida; Temoridae. The coding region runs from base 293 to 1189 and encodes 298 amino acids. The record is from RefSeq and is a predicted model, not a curated record. Gene Ontology annotation, molecular function: iron ion binding; L-ascorbic acid binding; procollagen-proline 4-dioxygenase activity. Gene Ontology annotation, cellular component: endoplasmic reticulum. Gene Ontology annotation, biological process: peptidyl-proline hydroxylation to 4-hydroxy-L-proline. The transcript is spliced from 15 exons.